Molecule: messenger RNA, 1185 nt
Organism: Suillus paluster
Lineage: Eukaryota; Fungi; Basidiomycota; Agaricomycetes; Boletales; Suillaceae
Exons: 7
Coding region: 1-1185 (394 amino acids)
Source: RefSeq, a predicted model, not a curated record
AUGUCAACCCGACGAGUGCAUUUUUCGAGUCCUCUAGAAACUACUCAGCAACACGUGGCCUCGGCUGAAUGGUGGGGUGAUUUUGUGCCCAUAGACCAGUGGGAGCCCCCAAGGGUGUGGUCACAAUUCCAGCACCUGCAAUUUAGAAGAUACGACAUGAGUCCGGAGACUCGGAUCGAGACUCUCGACAGCUGCAUCGGAGAUUUGACUCCCAAUGAAUAUGAGCACUCUUUUGCCGGGGUGGAGGAGUCGAUUCAGGAACUGGCUGCCAUGUUUGACAAGUCCCGGGGCAUGUCCGAACCAUCAAAACCUGAACGGUCUGCAGACUUGGACAAAGAGGUCGACGGGCUGGUAGACGACAGUCCAUCAUACGAUCUCGGGUGGAACGUCCCAUCCGCUGCAUCGUCCAGCAACCCAUCUCCCUCGGUAGAUGAUAACACCGGAGAUGACGGUGAUGAAGAAGGCCCAGGGUAUGAUCUCGGGUGGGGCCCGAAUGUGACUUCGGGUCAACCACCCGAAGUUGUGAUGUACGAAGACAAUGUGCCGGCAUAUGAUCUCGGGUGGGGAUUGACACAUUCAGGUGAACAGCCCAUUCAGCAAGAUGUGAUCGAUGGUGCCGGCGAUGGACAUGGGUAUGACCUCAGAUGGGGACCAGCACCUGCUGGUGAACACUGGAUGGAAGAAGAAGAUGAUGAUGACGACAAACCCUCAUACAAUCUCGGGUGGGGGUCAACACCUGCGAGUGAACACCCGAUGCAACAAGAGGUCGUUGAUCUCACGGGUGAAGAUGAACUGUCGUAUGAUCUCGGGUGGGGAGAACACCAAGUAUGGUCAACAGCUUUGAGUCCGCUCAGCCCCAUACCGGCCUCAUUGGGCCCAAUGGACUUGGACACCAACAAUGGGGAGGGCCGCAGUUAUGAUGAAGCCAAGGAUGCUAUUCUCCGGGAGAACCACCGGCUGAAAGCCAUCAGCAGCGACAUGAUCCAUGACCGCGAUCUCUCUCAGGGACCGGCACAAAUCCUCAUGGACAAUCGGCGCAUCCUCGGGGGGUUCGCAGAGGCCCGGGAUCGGGUGACCGCAGUUGGUAUGGACAUGUGCAGGCUCCACCACAUGAUCCAACUUCAACGCCAACUGUUGAAAUCAGUGGACCAAGUCAUCAAAUCUCUGGAGAAGUCGGAGCAGUAG